Sitophilus oryzae (rice weevil) is the source of this 2192-nucleotide messenger RNA. It is a transcript of the gene nAChRalpha1, whose product is annotated as acetylcholine receptor subunit alpha-like 1. Gene Ontology annotation, biological process: regulation of membrane potential; monoatomic ion transmembrane transport; chemical synaptic transmission. The transcript is spliced from 8 exons. The record is from RefSeq and is a predicted model, not a curated record. Bases 307 to 1953 code for a protein of 548 amino acids. Gene Ontology annotation, cellular component: neuron projection; synapse; postsynaptic membrane. NCBI's taxonomy places the organism in Eukaryota, Metazoa, Arthropoda, Insecta, Coleoptera, Curculionidae. Gene Ontology annotation, molecular function: transmembrane signaling receptor activity; acetylcholine-gated monoatomic cation-selective channel activity.
UCGGACGGGACUGCGAUUUUCGUUUUCGUUAUCUUAUGUCGCACCCGAUACGUAAACUUAGACACAAGAAAUCACUGUAGGAAUUUUUUCGUAAAAAGAUCAGUGAAUCUAGGGUAGUUUUUAUGAUCGGUUGUUUGGUGGUGUAAAUUUAAAUUAAUAUUCUUGUUAACUAAUAGAAACAAAAUGUUCUGUGUCAAAGUUAAGAAAAAAAUAAAGUGACUCUGUUUUGGUGUGGAAGAGAAGAGGGUGUGUGCUAGUAACUUGAAAAAUUAUGUAGUUUCGCUGAAAUUUUUAGUAGAUAACUCAAUGGAGUUCUUUUUCGAGACCCUAUUGAUUUUGGCAGCCGGUCUGGUAAGUUAUACAGACGCGAAUCCAGAUGCGAAAAGAUUGUACGAUGAUUUGCUCAGUAAUUACAACAGACUUAUCCGACCUGUUGGCAAUAAUUCUGACCGACUGACUGUGAAAAUGGGCCUGAAACUGUCGCAACUGAUAGACGUGAAUUUAAAAAAUCAAAUCAUGACUACGAACGUCUGGGUUGAACAGGAAUGGAACGACUAUAAACUGAAAUGGAAUCCCGAUGACUAUGGUGGGGUCGAGACGUUGCACGUGCCAUCAGAACAUAUAUGGUUGCCCGACAUUGUACUAUACAAUAAUGCCGACGGUAACUACGAAGUGACCAUAAUGACUAAGGCCAUUCUCCACCACACCGGUAAAGUGAUCUGGAAACCGCCAGCCAUUUACAAAUCGUUCUGCGAAAUCGACGUGGAGUAUUUCCCGUUCGACGAGCAGACCUGUUUCAUGAAAUUCGGAAGUUGGACGUACGACGGCUAUAUGAUUGACCUGCGACACCUCAAGCAAACCGAAAACAGCAAUAACAUAGACGUCGGCAUCGACCUCCAAGACUACUACAUAUCCGUCGAAUGGGACAUCAUGAAGGUGCCCGCCGUGCGCAACGAAAAGUACUACUCCUGCUGCGAGGAGCCCUACCCCGACAUCAUCUUCAACAUCACCCUGCGCCGAAAAACACUUUUCUACACCGUCAAUUUAAUCAUCCCCUGCGUCGGCAUCUCCUUCCUCUCCAUCCUCGUCUUCUACCUCCCGAGCGACAGCGGCGAAAAGGUAUCGCUCAGUAUAUCGAUCCUGUUGUCGCUCACCGUGUUCUUUUUGCUGCUGGUCGAAAUCAUCCCGCCCACGAGCAUCACGGUCCCGCUGUUGGGCAAGUACCUGCUGUUCACCAUGCUGCUCUGUACGCUGUCGGUGGUGGUGACGAUCGCGGUGCUGAACGUCAAUUUUCGGUCGCCCGUCACCCACAAGUUGGCCCCGUGGGUGCGGACGGUGUUUAUCGAGACUUUGCCGCCGUAUCUGUUUAUCAAGCGGCCGAGAAAGGACGGGGACGAGGACAAGGUGGACUCGAUGCUGACGGAUGUCAUCCAGAUGCCCAUGUCGGACAAGUUCAAGAUGUACGACAAAACUAGUUACGAUAGUUUUGAUUUAGGUCUUCCAUCUACGAGGUUCGAAAUCCCGCCUCCCGGAUUAGGCUCCUGUUUCGGCGAGCCCCCCUUUCCCCUGCCACUGGCCGGUGGCGACGAGGAGCUAUACAGUCCUGCCAGCUGUCGGACGGGCACCUUCGACGUGCCGAGCGACAUAAGUCCCGGCUUCGAAAAAUUGGACGGCAGGGAUCUGGAGAAGACGAUCGCCGAUUCCAAGUUCAUCGCUCAGCACGUCAGGAACAAAGACAGUUUCGAAAAUGUGGAAGAAGAUUGGAAGUACGUAGCCAUGGUGUUGGACAGGCUCUUCCUCUGGAUUUUCACCCUGGCCUGCGUGGUGGGCACGGGGGUGAUCAUCCUGAACGCUCCCUCGUUAUACGACACCACGAAGCCGAUCGACGUGGUCAUAUCGAAAGUAGCCAAGAAGCGGAUGGCGCUCUUACAGAUGGUUCCCGAAGAGUUGUGAGGCAUCGGUUAUGUGUUAAUGAAAAUCAAAGAUAAUAAAAUCGAAUUUUAUAUUCAGGAUUAAGAAUAUUAUGUAUAGUAAGCUCCAAGAGUAUUGUUUAAUUUUGAAACUGGUUAUGUUACCGCCGCGCCGGCGGUAUAGACUAUUGACAAAAUAUACACCGCCGUUAUACUAAGGACUGGCAAAGGUUAGUCUUGGGUUGAGAUUUCCGUAUGUAAGAAGAGUACAAUGCGUUUAUA